Rubroshorea leprosula is the source of this 1942-nucleotide messenger RNA. The record is from the annotation of a GenBank genome assembly. NCBI's taxonomy places the organism in Eukaryota, Viridiplantae, Streptophyta, Magnoliopsida, Malvales, Dipterocarpaceae.
CAGCAAUUAUUCUGCAUCUGAAGCCCUAAAACUUCCUUUAAUCGGACACGGUGAUUCUCCCUUCGUUACAAACAUAAUGCCGUUUAUUUCAGAGGCUGCAAGCGCAAUCAAGAGUCGAUUUGGAUUUGGCUUCCAAGACCACUCGUCUUCGGAAUCUAUGCUUCCGGUGUGUAGAACGCUAGAUGUAGCGGUGAAAUCAGCGUCAAGGGAUGCCGGUCACUCAUUUCGGGCAAUGUCGGCUGCUCGGAGUAUUGACAACUGGAAUGAUGACACGAGCAGCGCCACUGCACCAGCACUGCCGCCAUCUCAGAGCUUUGAGCUUCAAGAGGAUCCUGCAUUUUGGAAGGAACAUAAUGUUCAGGUUAUCAUUAGAGUCCGACCUCUUAAUAGUUCGGAGAUCUCAUUACAAGGCUACAACAAGUGUGUUAAGCAAGAGAGCUGUCAGACAAUUACUUGGAUGGGACAUCCUGAAUCCCGUUUUACCUUUGAUCUUGUUGCUGAUGAGAAUAACAGGAAAAUCUCUUCAAAGUGGCUGGGGUGCCGAUGGUGGAAAAUUGUGUGGGAGGAUACAACAGUUGCAUGUUAUGGCAUGGCAUGUGUAAACACUGAUGAAACAAAUGUGGAAUUUCACAUAGUAGUAAUUCUUGGAGCUUUCUGCUUUCAGACUGGAAGUGGGAAAACUCAUACAAUGCUUGGAGACAUUGAGGAAGGCACUCAAAGACACAGUGUCAAUUGUGGGAUGACACCCAGAGUAUUUGAAUAUUUGUUCUCUAGAAUACAGAAGGAAAAAGAGACUCGUAAAGAUGAAAGGCUAAGAUUCACUUGUAAAUGCUCUUUUUUGGAAAUAUACAAUGAGCAGAUUCUUGAUCUUUUGGACCCAUCAUCCAACAAUUUACAGAUAAGAGAGGACAAUAAUAAAGGGAUAUAUGUUGAGAAUCUCAAGGAGGUAGAGGUUACAAGUGCACAAGAUGUGAUUCAACAACUUAUUCAAUUGAGUGCUGUCACGCCCCAAACCUCAGAGCGAGACAAAUGCCGUGCACUCAUGAGCGAGGCCCACAAAUGCAGAAGGCUCGGAGCCUACUGAGUUCUUACUUAGCAAUUUAGACAAUUCAAAUCUAAACCUUUUUAUUUAUCAAAUAUUUACCAAUCAAGAUGUACAAAAUUUAUCACUUCAUAUAUACGAUCAUGACUAAAAUUAAGAAAGUUUUGUACACAAAAUUUCUAAGUCAAGCAUGGUGACUAACGGCCUAGCUACAAAAAUCUAAAUCCAAAAGUGCCUAGCCGUCUAGCUCGUCACUCCCCAGAGCUCCCUAUGCGUCGGGUCUCAUUACCUAAAAUGGUGGACAAAGAAAACUGUAAGAUAACUCAGUAGGUAAAAUAUGGAGUGCCCUUAUUAAACUUAUAGCAUGCCAACAAGUGCAAUCACGAAAAACAGAUACAGCACAGGAACGAAAUAGACGACUCCUCUAUUGGUCAUGGUCAAUGUUUUAAACCUCCUACUGGCAAGCUACACUAUUUGCUGGUGUAUAACCCCCACUAACAGGGUCACUCAAACGAACUGGUUUUAUCAAUAACACGUCGACAUGUGCUAGCGUUUAACCCCCACUAGCAAGAUCAUUAAUAACAUAACCACAUCGGAGACAAAACAGGCAGAAGUUAGCAGAAAAUUCAUAAUUCACCAAUCACUUUCAAAUCAUCAAGACAAUCAAUUAAAUUGCAAGUAGGCAUGCUCAAUUUAAUGAAAAGCAUAAAAAUUUCACUUUAAAUCAAUCAUACUUACUUUUGCAUAAAACAGAUUUAGUCUUGCCACCACUUUAAAAACAAAUCAAAACAUGCUUUUAAAAACCGUAUGGGCAUUACUAUAAAUUUACUUACCUCAAUCGUAUAAAGCAGAAAACUCACUCCAAGAGCUAGGGUGAUAGAAUAAUCAGAAACCUAGCCA